AUGGCUGACCGCGACCUCGCCAAUACAAGCAUCCGAACCGGGUCAUCUUCGGCCGAAUAUAUUUCCACGGACGGUCAAGUGAACGAGCUACACGAUAGGGUUGCAAAAGUCGCAGAGCGAUUUUCCAUAUCUUCUGGUUCUGGGGAGUUGCAGUCACAAGUACUCAAUCCAACGCCGGGCAGCAAGCUUGAUCCCUCGUCCCCAACAUUUGACGCACGGGUUUGGGUAAAGGAAUUUAUCAGAUUGACCGAAUCAGAUCCUCAGUCGGCACCUUCGCGCUCCCUUGGCGUUGCCUUCAAAGAAUUGGGUGUAUUUGCAUAUACCACGGCCGCAGAGUACCAAAAGACCACAGGGAAUGUACUCUUUGAUCGAGUUACUCUGAUCUAUGAGGGAAGGCAGAUAUUCUUCGGUCAAACCACUGAAGCCAAGGGCUACUUUGAGAGCCUGGGAUUUUACUGUGAGUUUUCGAGGCAAACUAUUCCCGAUUUUUUGACAUCCAUGACGAGCCCGGAAGAGCGGAGGGUGAGAGCCGGCUUCGAAGAUUCCGUGCCUCGCUCGGCAGAUGAGUUUGCAGAAAGAUGGCAAUCAAGUGAACAGCGAAAGAAAUUACUCUCUGAGUUUGCAUCCUAUGAGCAAAGACAUCCUUCAGAAGAGCGAGCGACUGAAUACUACCAUUCCAGGCGAGCUGAGCAGGCUAAGCAGCAGCGCUCCAAAUCUGCUUACACGAUAUCAUACACUCAACAAAUCUCUCUAACCCUUUGGCGCGCUUACCGGAGAUUGCUGGCUGACCCUGGGUUCACCAUUGCUUCCCUUUUGUUUAAUGUCAUUAUGGCGCUCAUCUUAGGAAGCAUGUUUUACAAUCUCAAGCCGGAUACAUCCAGCUUUUACUAUCGCGGAGGACUCAUCUUCUUCUCGCUCCUCUUCAAUGCCUUUGCGAGCCAGUUGGAGGUCCUGACAAUCUAUGCCGAACGCCCUGUUGUUGAGAAGCAGAAUCGCUAUGCUUUCUAUCACCAGUCAGCUCAGGCAAUUGCAAGCUACUUGACUGAUCUACCCUACAAGAUUGUGAAUAUGUUUGUUUUUAACAUUCUUAUCUACUUUAUGGCAAAUCUGAGGCGAGAGGCCGGUGCUUUCUUCUUUUUCUGCCUCACCACCCUCCUCACCACUCUGGUUCAGUCAGCCGUUUUCCGCACACUGGCCUGCAUAACCCGGACAUCUGAUCAGGCUAUGAUCCCUAGCGCCGUUCUCAGCCUUGGACUGAUGAUAUACACUGGUUUCACCACUCCACCAGAGUAUAUGCCUGGAUGGUCGCGUUGGAUGGCGUACAUCAAUCCCCUGGCAUACGGCUUUGAGGCUUUGAUGGCAAAUGAAUUCCACCAUCGGGAGUUUCCCUGUGUUGGCAUGGUGCCAAGCGGUCAGGGGUACACAAAUCUUCCGUCUGAGUCGCACAUCUGCUCUGUCGUUGGGUCGGAGGCCGGUUCGGCCUUUGUCAAUGGAGAUAACUAUAUCAACAGGUCUUUUGACUACUGGAAUGUGCACAAAUGGAGAAAUAUUGGCAUUCUCUGCGCAUUUUUGGCCUUUUUCUUUCCCGCCUACGUGCUUGCUGCAGAGCUUGCGAAGCCACCUAAAACACGCGGCGAAAUCUUAGUGUUCCGUCGCAACAAGGGCUCUCCCAAGCCAGAAAAGGCACUUUCCCUGGACGCCGAGAAUCAACUGCAAAAUCGCCCGCACAAGGUUGGCUAUGUCCAGCAGCAAGAUCUCCAUCUCAGCACCAUGACCGUUCGCGAAGCGCUUCGGUUCAGUGCGAUUCUUCGGCAAUCUGCAGAGAUAACCCGAUCCGAGAAGCUAAACUACGUUGAGCAUGUCAUCGAUACAUUGGAAAUGCGAGAAUUUGCGGAUGCCGUCAUUGGUGUUCCUGGAGAGGGUCUUAAUGUUGAGCAACGCAAACGUCUUACAAUUGGUGUGGAACUUGCUGCCCGACCUCAACUCCUGAUCUUCUUCGAUGAACCAACUUCAGGAUUGGAUUCACAGACAUCCUGGUCCAUCUCUGAACUCAUCAGGAAAUUGACGAAUAGCGGCCAGGCGGUUCUUUGCACAAUUCAUCAACCCUCUGCUAUCCUCUUUGACCAGUUUGAUCGUCUUCUCCUCAUCGCACCGGGAGGCAAGACAGCUUAUUUUGGUGAUUUGGGAAGUGGAGCUUCAACCAUGAUUGAUUACUUUGAGAAAAACAAUGCCUCUGCAUGCCCAGCGGGUGCCAACCCAGCUGAAUGGAUGCUACAGGUAAUUGAACCGCCUGCUGAUGACUCAAAAGCACAAGACUGGCACCAAGUAUGGCUAGAUUCUCCUGAAUAUCAGACAGUCAAGGCGGAGCUUGGUCGCCUUCGUGCUCUUCCACAAGCAGAACCCGCCGGCAAUGAAGACACCACAGAUGGAGACACUUCUCAGCAUCAGGAGUUCGUAGCCUCUUUUUGGACACAGUUCGGCCAAGUUUUACAACGCACUUGGAAGCAUCUCUGGCGAUCACCGACUUACAUUUGGUCCAAAACCAUACUGAUUGUUCUUUCUUCCCUCUACCUCGGCUUUAGUUUCAAUGCCAACAAUUCCAUCCAAGGGCUGCAGAACCAACUGUGGGCUAUCUUCAUGCUGCUCGUGCUGUUCAUCAAUAUCAAUGAGCAGAUCAUGCCCAUGUUCCUACCCCAGCGAGCGCUGUACGAGGCUCGUGAACGCCCGUCAAAGAUUUACAGAUGGACAACAUACCUACUUUCCAAUAUCCUCAUUGAGCUCGCAUGGCAUACCUUAAUGGCGGUCAUCAUGUACUUCUGUUGGUAUUACCCAGUAGGCUUUGUCCGAAACACAACGCCCGAUGACCAGGCUAUCCGCGGUUUCUCCGUCUUCCUCCUUUUAUGGGUGUACCUGCUAUUUACGAGCACGUUUGCCCACUUUGCCAUUUUCUGGAUUGAUCUUCCCGAAGUUGCAGGCGUAUUGACCAGUCUUUUCUGGAUGUUGUGUAUCCUGUUCUGCGGAGUCGGGGUUCCUAUAGUUGAUCUGCCAAAGUUUUGGUCCUUCAUGUAUCGGGUCUCGCCCGCAACAUACCUUGUCGGGGGCAUCAUGUCCAACGCAGUUGCCAACUCGAACGUUACAUGUGCCGACCGCGAGAUCCUCCAUAUGGCUCCCACUGGAAAUCUUACUUGCGAAGAAUUCCUAGGAGCUUAUAGGGAAUCCGCCGGUGGUUUGGUGUUAAACCCGACAGCGAGAAGUAUGUGUGAAUACUGCCCACUUGCCACUACCAAUGAGUUCCUCGCUCGAUUUCAAAUUUCGUAUGAUACGAGAUGGCGGGACUUUGGGCUCAUAUGGGUCUAUAUCCUGGUGAACAUUAUUGCGGGGCUAGGGCUUUACUGGGCGUUCAAGGUCCCUAAAAAGGGGGGUAGCAAGCGGGCUUGA
Messenger RNA from Penicillium samsonianum, 3438 nucleotides. RefSeq names its product pleiotropic drug resistance family ABC transporter. The record is from RefSeq and is a predicted model, not a curated record. Gene Ontology annotation, cellular component: membrane. Gene Ontology annotation, biological process: transmembrane transport. Gene Ontology annotation, molecular function: ABC-type transporter activity; ATP binding; ATP hydrolysis activity. The transcript is spliced from 10 exons. Bases 1 to 3438 code for a protein of 1145 amino acids. NCBI's taxonomy places the organism in Eukaryota, Fungi, Ascomycota, Eurotiomycetes, Eurotiales, Aspergillaceae.